Adineta steineri is the source of this 1253-nucleotide messenger RNA. NCBI's taxonomy places the organism in Eukaryota, Metazoa, Rotifera, Eurotatoria, Adinetida, Adinetidae. The record is from the annotation of a GenBank genome assembly.
AGAAGAAUCACCCAACCCUAAAAGAUAAAAUUUAUUUCUAAUUGAAAUAUUUUAAAUCAUUAUUAAUUUGUUUUAUUUCAUACAAAUUUUUCAAUUCAAAUCACUUCUUUUAUUGGCAAAUAUUCUAAAACGUUUCUUUUUUCUUUCUUUAUUCUCUUUUCCGAUCAGAUAUUUCUCAAUUUGUCUCAAAAAUAAAUUAUCUUUCAAUAAAAAUGCAUCUUCAAAGUUUUCAUUCUAAAACAUACAAUUUUCAAACACGUUUCUUUUCAAAACAAAAGAUUUCUUCAUUUCAUUUUAAUGAAUUUUAUACAAAAAAAAAGCAAUGAAGGAUUUUUUUUAUAGAAAUUGUUUUGAUCUAAAUCUCUUGUUUUCCUCCUUUUCUAGAACCAAAAUUCAGCAAAUGGAAACAAAAUGCUAUCACUGUGGCUGGUGGAAAUGGAGAAGGAGAAGGAUUAAAUCAACUCAGUCACCCUUUUGGAAUCUUUAUUGAUGAAAAGAAAAAUAUUUUCAUUUCUGAUCGUUUUAAUCAUCGUAUUGUUGAAUGGAAACAUAAUGCAAAAGAAGGAAAAAUCAUUACAGGUGGAAAUGGACAAGGAAAUCGAAUGGAUCAAUUGAAUUAUCCAACAAAUAUGAUUGUUUAUCAACAAAAUCAUUCGGUCAUCAUUGCCGAUUCUCAGAAUAGACGAGUGAUUCAAUGGUUGAAUCAGAAGCAACAAAUUCUCAUUGACAAUAUUGACUGUUAUGGUUUGGCAAUGGAUAAACAUGGAUUUCUUUAUGUUUCUGAUGCUGGGAAGAAUGAAGUGAGACGAUGGAAAAUAGGAGAAUACAACAAUGAAGGGAUUGUAGUGGCAGGUGGAAAUAGAAGAGGAGAUUACCUUAAUCUACUCAAUUUUCCUACUUCUAUCUUUGUUGAUGAAGAUCAAUCUGUUUAUAUAUCAGAUCAUGAGAAUCGUCGUGUAAUGAAAUGGAUAAAAGAUGCCAAAGAAGGAACAAUUGUGGCUGGAGGAAAUGGCGGAGGAGAUAAUCUUAAUCAAUUGUAUUAUCCUCAAGGAGUAGUUGUUGAUGAUUUGGGUCAAAUCUAUGUGGCAGAUUAUGGAAAUGAUCGAAUAAUGCGUUGGUGUGAAGGAAAAGAAGAAGGUGAAGUUGUUGUUGGUGGAAAUGGUCAUGGAAAUCAAUCAAAUCAAUUGAAUGGUCCCAUAGAUUUAUCGUUUGAUGAUGAAGGAAAUCUUUAUGUUGCUGAUAUUGGAAAUCAU